Messenger RNA from Rana temporaria (common frog), 1772 nucleotides. RefSeq names its product family with sequence similarity 110 member D (gene FAM110D). NCBI's taxonomy places the organism in Eukaryota, Metazoa, Chordata, Amphibia, Anura, Ranidae. The coding region runs from base 538 to 1674 and encodes 378 amino acids. The record is from RefSeq and is a predicted model, not a curated record. The transcript has 2 exons.
UGUUAGGCGUUAACACUGUUCUAGCUAGAUUAUUGUUAAAACAGGUGAGAGUAAAAAAGACAAGGAUAACAGCUGACAAGUUAAUUGCAGAGGAGUGGAGCACACAUGGAUGGAAAAUGAGGAGUUAAUGUACAGAACAGUCAGCAAAUGGAUAAUGAGAAGGGAGACUGUCUGGAAAGGGUGGAGAUUUCCUUGUUUGUCAAGCACACACACUCACACUUUACACUGCACUGUGACACAGUUCCUUACUUAUUGCACCAUCUCACGCACUCCUACUGUACGUAAAGCUAUCUUCUACACCCUCGCUAGCAAGGAGCGUACCGUACCCUUCCAUCUCGCACCUUUGCUCACUGUUAUCACAUACUUGCACUCAUCCAUACUUCUCCACAUGUUGCACAAUCUGAUUCGUUGAUGUAUUGUUGAGACGUACACUACAGCAACUGAUUCAGCUACCAUGUUUCCUAAUUUUAACCAGUGAAGGGCAUCUUAUGAAUUGGACAUGAACCUUUGGCGUUCCCUGACAAGCCUUUUUUCACAAUGACACCUAUCAAUCAUCAUUUAUCGCCUCUCAUGAGCAGACCUAGGGUGACUGCAUCGGAUCGACUGGAGGCAGAUAAGGCCAAGUAUGUGAAAUCUCCGCAGGUGAUACAUCGCAGGCAAAACCCAGCCAUCGGUACCCUCUUAAGUCCUGUUUUAGCAAGGAAACAGAGCCCAUCAUUUUACAGUGCUAGUUCACCAACUGAAUCCAGCUCAACAACGGAGUAUGAUUUUACAAGCCAAUUUAGCUCUGCAAAACAAGGGCUAUCAUCACAGAAAAAUGACUUUAAUGACUGUCUACAUCAUGCAGCGGAAAAAUCAGGUCCUCGGUCACCAGUAUAUACAUUUCACCCAGCAACCAUCUUCUCCCAGUCUAAUAACCUCUCUCCCUGCCUAAGAAAGGAAGAAAAUCACACUGAAGCAUACAAAGAUAACACACUUAGUCUCAGCAGGAAACAAGCCAUAUCCCACGGUUUCCUCACAUCAAACCAAGGAAAUGACCCACAGCCUCCCCCCAACUGCUCAACAGUCAGUCCCCUCUGUCGGAAACGAUUCAGCGGCAGAAGGUUGAACCGACCGGAUUCUCUCAUUAUGUAUAGACAAAAGCGUGAAGGGGCAUCAGCCAGCAAGGAAAACGAUAACGUGGAAGCUGGCCUUGUGAUUCGAUUUCUUCAAGGGACCCCUCUAUUAAGAAGAAGCACACGAUUUUCACAGAAGACACCUCAACCAUGUACAGGGAAUGUGCCGGUUUCACCUCAGAUACAAAGAAGUAGAGAGGAACCUGUGGUAUGCCAGACCAACUACACCAGGGUCUCUGAGGUACAGGAAGUUACAGUCAAUGACAAACUGACUUUUGGCGAUGCCCAAAAAUUCUUUGAGAGCUGUGGGCUUGAGGGCAGUUUGUUAAACUUGCUUGAUAUGUACCAAAAGGGAGACGAGCACACACCGUUUGGCAGCAUGGAAUCCAUGGAUAGAGUGAGCUGUGGGUUUGCUGCUGUUGAAGAAGAUAAAGAAAGAACCCAAGUAUCUGUAAUUGAGAGGAAUGCCCGUGUUAUAAAAUGGAUCUAUGGUUGUCAUCGAGCGCGGACCAAUGGGAGCCAUGAACAUAAACAAACACCAAGGGAAUCUACAGUAUGACAUGUAAUCUAUAAAGACACAAUUUUUUUUUUUUUGCAUACCUUUUUGUCAGAUACUGGGAAAGCACUAUUAAAAUAUUUUUUUUUAAUUCUCCAAAA